UUUCCCAUCCGCCUCCCUCCGUGUGCCACCCUCACUGUCAAAUUUCCCCCACCAUCGACACAAUGAGAAUGCUGCAAUUGUUGACAACGCCUUGAAUACUAGACACUUGGCCCCAGAGCCGAACGCAACUCCUGGUGAUCGCGAUGCUCCACCAUUUUUUUCACCGAUUAAUCUGCAUCGGGAGUUUUAACCCGUCAAUCGCCGGUUGUUAAUUUUUUUGGGUUUAUGUGUGUGAUCGGUAUCCGGUGGAUGUUAUAUUGUCUCAGUGAUGCGCAUAAACGGUGAUAGUUAGUAUCAGGACUUUAUCCUUGAUCGUUGGUUGGCUGAGGGGCAGGACGAAUGAGACAUUGCGACAUUGCGCGGUUUAUGCAUUGCGCAUAUGCCAUCCCGUUUUUCCAGUUCAGAGUGUAAGGGUUUACCGAUGCCGACGGACAAAUGCCCUAUGACAAUUUGAAUAGUCGGGGAACGUGAUACCGUACGAUUGGCAUUGCAACAUUUACCGACAUUAACCGCCAGGGAUUAAUGUUGGUUGCGGUUUAUUUGUUAUUUGUUUGCAAUUUUUUUUUCCGGUCAUGUGUGAAACAAGUGACUUGGUGAUUCUGUGAUGCUCUGGCGAUCUGGAUUUUUGGAAAUUUUCUGAUCAUUUAUUGUGGUAUCAUGUCGCUGCCCCGGGGUGUUGGCUUGGGUGUCGAUGUUGGACAGUUGAUGCAGCAUCAGCAGCAGCAGCAGCAGCAUCAUGUACUGCCUGCUGCAUUUUUUCUACGUGCCAGUGCUGAAAGGUAUCAGAGGACACCCAAGUGCGCGAGGUGUCGAAAUCAUGGAGUUGUGUCGGCUCUCAAGGGACAUAAACGGUAUUGCCGGUGGAGGGAUUGCGUUUGUGCUAAAUGCACGUUAAUUGCCGAGAGGCAGAGGGUUAUGGCUGCACAGGUUGCCCUGAGGAGACAACAGGCGCAGGAGGAGAGUGAAGCCAGAGAAUUGGGUCUACAGUUGCAGUAUAAUAACGGUGGAUGCACCAGUGGUCCUGUCAUGCCAACAUCAUCAUCAACAGCACCAACUCGUGACAGUCCACCACCACAUCCUCAUGUCUCGAGUCCAGCUGGUCUAGCUAUUGCUGCAGCAGCAGCACAGAUCCAGACACAAUUGCACCAACAAAAUGACUGCGGACUGCUGAGGAUGAGGGUUCCCCAGGACGGAUAUCCAUCACCAGAUAAAAAUGAUGGAUCAAUGAGUGGUACCAAAAGAGCGAGAUUGACCGUCGACUCAAUGACCGAAGACGACAGGGAUUCGGACUCCGGUGCAGAAGCCAGACCGUCGACAAAAUCGAGAUCUCGAUCACGAUCGCGUUCACGGUCUCAUUCAGCGAGUCGUACACAUGCGAGUGGUUCGAGUGGUCAUGGAAUGACAAAUGAAUCGGACUCGUUGAUCGGUAGAAAGAGGGAAAAUAGUGGUAAUGAGACGGACGACGGCAGCCCAGAACCAGGUACACCCAGUCCCACCCACACACCACCCUUGACACCGGCAUUGACACCACAGAGGGUUGACACUCCAGCACCAGAAAAUUUGAGUUUACGGAAGGCAUCGAGCUCCCCUCAAACACCGAAUCAAACUAUUAUGCAGGCGGUGGAUCUUGUACAGCCACGACACAGCCCACCGCCGGCUUCCCUAGCUGCAGCAGCAGCAGCCGCUCACUUUUCCCCAUAUGCACCUCUUUAUGGACCAGCGAGUUCCUUGUAUUGUUCACCAGCUCUGUAUCAACCCCAACACCAUCAUCACCACUUAACCACCGAGCCCCGAGAGAUUCAAAUGCAGAUGCAAAUGCAGAUGCAGAAUGUUCAAGCGUGUGGCCUCCAAGUUCAACAGCACUCGCAGCAGCAACAGCAGAGAUCACCAGUUGAUGUUUUAUUGAGGGUCUUUCCUGGGAGACGUCGAGCCGAUGUCGAGGCCCUUUUGCAUCGUUGUAAAGGUGAUGUUGUCUCAGCGAUGGAAGUUUUAGUCUGUGAAGACAGCCUUCAACCAAAAUCAGCAUUCUCACCUCUAGCUGGUGCACUGGCAUCAGCUGCUGCUGCAUCAGCUGCUACAUCAGCUGGUGCUUAUGUAUCACGCGGUGGUUAUUGCGGUCCCAGUCCACCAACACGUCACAGAUUUCUCGCAGCUCCUUACACAGGCACUGGAUAUCUGCCCACCGUCAUAAGACCACCAAAUCAGGGAGCACACCCUAAUGGCACUGGUGACGCCUACCGGGAAACCAGUCCCGAUGAUGCAAGCGACAAAACCAGUUACUCCGAGUGACCUACCGAACUCGUUCAUCAGAUACCCUGGAGCUACCCAUAGCCCUGACUGGGUUGACGAAUUAGGAAUAAAAAUGGGAAUGAGGGACUUCAGACAUCUUUUAUUCAGCGAAUCAUGAGGUCGAGAUUCAGCGAUUGUUUUCACACUCUAGGUAUUACAAAUGGAGAUCUCUAAAUUUUCGAGGAGAAUCCCUUGAAUUUAUUUAUCAUCACAAUAUUCACACGCAUUAAAAUCACUCGAUUAUUAUUUUCAUUGAUUUUCUAGAGUGUGGAAUAACAAUUGGGCCUUGAAAGAUGUCCAAUAACUUUUAUGUGUGUAGAUAUCCACAACUCAUAAUAAAUGAAGAAAUAAAAAGACUUAAUAGUGUGAACGUAGAUAGAAUCGUUGAUAUAAAUUCAAUAAUUGAUUAAAUAAAUUCUAAUGAAAUAUUGAAAAUGUAAUAGAAGAGACAACA
Messenger RNA from Fopius arisanus, 2743 nucleotides. RefSeq names its product doublesex-Mab related 99B (gene dmrt99B). The transcript is spliced from 5 exons. Bases 658 to 2289 code for a protein of 543 amino acids. Gene Ontology annotation, cellular component: nucleus. Lineage: Eukaryota; Metazoa; Arthropoda; Insecta; Hymenoptera; Braconidae. The record is from RefSeq and is a predicted model, not a curated record. Gene Ontology annotation, molecular function: RNA polymerase II cis-regulatory region sequence-specific DNA binding; DNA-binding transcription factor activity, RNA polymerase II-specific; protein binding. Gene Ontology annotation, biological process: regulation of transcription by RNA polymerase II; sex differentiation.